Molecule: messenger RNA, 1143 nt
Organism: Penicillium olsonii
Lineage: Eukaryota; Fungi; Ascomycota; Eurotiomycetes; Eurotiales; Aspergillaceae
Source: the annotation of a GenBank genome assembly
AUGUCACCUUCAAACACACCUAUCCGCGUUGGAUUGAUUGGCCUUUCCCCCGGAGGAGGCUGGGCACCCGUCUCUCAUCUCCCCUAUCUUCAGAGAUCAUCCAAAUAUUCCAUCACGGCCGUUUGCAACUCUUCUCUCGAAAGCGGCAACAAGGCCAUCGAGCAAUACAACCUCCCAUCCGCGUCUACCAAAGCCUAUGACUCGGUUGAGUCGAUGUGCGACUCCGGUACCGUCGAUCUAGUCGUUUGUGUCGUUGUCGUUUUCUCCCACUACAAGCUCGUGAAGCCUGCUAUUGAACGACGCAAGGACGUGUAUGUCGAGUGGCCCCUCUGUGGAACAACCGAGGAGUCAAGGGAGCUCGCUCAAUUGGCCAAGGAAAAGGGUGUUCGAACUAUCAUUGGGUUCCAAUCACGCGCUGGCCAUGUCCACUCGACUCUGCAAGAGAUACUCGACAGCGGCAGAAUUGGACGCGUCCUAGCCUCGCACAUCGUCGGUAGCUCUACCACACCAGAGACUGGCAAUCGGUUGGACAAGCGCUACCUUUACUUCAAAGAACGACAUGCCGAGGGAACCACGGGCCAGGUCACAUUGACUAUUUACAUGGGCCACACAAUGGACUUUGUUGCAUCGCUGCUAGGCCAGCCCACAACCGUGUCCGCACAGCUACAGACCACAUGGCCAUACGUGGAUAUCGUGGACGGGGACAAAAUCAUGGAAACCAAUGUCAAGAAAACAGCCGACGACUACGCAUCUCUUCAUGGAACUACCGAAACAGGCGUCAAGUACACCUACGUUCUCCGAGGCGGAGAUGCAUUUCAAGAAGGCGAAGGCCUCGUGUGGGACAUCAUCGGCGAGAAGGGCCAGAUUCGAGUGACAGGCGCCACGAUAAUGCUCAACAUUGGCGCAGAGAACUACAAGAUUCAGGCCAAGGACUAUGCAACUGGAAAGAUAGAGACGGUACCAAUGCAUCAAAAGCUGCCGCUUCCGUUGCUUUCGCAAAAUAUUGGAAUGAUGUACGAGAGGUUCGCGGAUGGGAAAUCCGUGCCCACUUUUGAGGAUGCGGUAAGGAGACACGAGUUCUUAGAUGCUGUUUUCACUUCGAACGAGGAAGGUGGUUCAGUGCAAAGCUUUUCUGAGAAAUAG